GUGUGCUAAUUGUGAAAUUAACAUUUGAAUGACACGAGAGCCACAAGUGGUGAAAGAAUUCAACUUUCUGCUUUCGGAUGCAGUUGGUGAAAGUACUGUUUUGUCUUCCAAGUCUACAUAACUCGCCUGUACUUUGAAUAAAAUGAGCUUCCUCUUUACUUUGAUAGUAACAGCAGUUCUGGUUUCCUGAAGGAAUUACAUAGACUUAACUGUCAUAACAUAGACUUAACUAUCAAGUCUGACUCUUGUGUUAGUUUGAAGCAUCAUAAUAGCAGCUCCCUGGUUUAAGCACAAAACAGGCAAAGGCAUUAAAUAAUUAGCACCAUUCUGUGAUGGUGUGUUUAGAGAUGAGGCUUUUACAAAUGCUGAGUGACUGAACCCUUGGCUGUUGAUUGGCUGAUGAUUGUUUAAAAUUCCACCACGUUCUCAGUCUUUAAAGGUGAGACAUAACUCAGUUGUCUGUACUCCUUUGCUGCCAUCAGAUUGUGUUGUUGUGGCACUGAAGAGCCUGCUCUGAUGUUUUCUUAAUGUAAUGACACUUUAUUCUUCCUGGAGCAAUAGUGACUAACAGCAAAACUGCCUUUCUCAAGUGAUGGUGUGCCCUUUUUAUUUUUUUUUUCGGGAAUGAGGGGCAUCUCCCCAUCUCUUUGCUAUUGAGACAGAUUAAUAGUAUUCUGUUACUUAUUUGCUGAUCACUUUAAUAGUAUUGAUUCUUGUUUGAGUCGAUGGCUCUACUUUCUCCAGCCCCUUUUUUAUCUCCACAAGACUGAGUCUUCUUGUUCCCCAUUGAUAUCGAGUAGAAGUGUACAGCUGUAUUUUUUCGUGUCCUACCAAAUGUUCCUGCUGAUGCAAAGAAUUCCUUUGCUUUUGUUUUUGUUUUUGGUUUUUUUUUCCCUUGGCUAAACUUCUUAGCAAUCUAAUUAUUGCUGCUUUUCCCUUCAAAAGUAGGAAACCCAGCAUUUAUUUUCUUAGAAAAUCUGCAUAUAGUUUUCCUUCUGUUUCACACUUGGAUGUAUGCUGGGCUAAAUCUCCCUGUUUCCUCUGUCAGAGAGGUCUUUAAGCUGAGAGUGAACAAGAGUAGGACAGGUUGAAAACUGGAUUUUGAUUGGGUGUGGAGUCGUGGUCAGUCACACAGCUGCAUUGCUGUAGGAGUAACUCUCCAAGCUCAUAUCAUCAUUCUUUUCAGUUAUCUCUGAUUUCUUUCUUUAAAUGGUGAAAUCUGUUGUGUUCUUUGGUAGAAAAAGAUGAGAAGGCAUAAGUUGAUUUCAGGGUUUUGUACCACUAGGUUUAGAAUAACUAUAAAAGUCCUGAGCCCAUGUUCCCAUUGAAUACAGGGUAGGUGUAGAUAGUGAAUAGCUCUAAAUUUGUUCCUUACUGGAGGAGUUCCUGUUCAAAAUAAUACCAAAGGAUGUCCUGACAACACAACGAAAUGAAGAGAAGUUAGUUUUUUUCCUAAACCACACUACCAGCCUGAGAAAUCCAUCAGCCAUUUUUUAUGACUUCAGUCAGAUUGCCUUUUUUAUAUCAGUUGCCCAUUUGUUUUUAAAAUGGAAUUGUUAAAGAUACUCUGCUUGUCUGCUGCUGGAAGGUGUUCCAAAAUGCAAGACAAAGCCUUUUAGCAGAAGGACAGUCAUUAAGAAACUUUAAGAAACAAAUGUAAGCAUGUGAUACAUGUAUGAAAUUGGCCUGUGUUUCCUAUAGCUGUUCAAAGUAAAAUGUGUUCGUUUGAAUAGCUACAGUAGUAAAGCUUGGCUGUCUGACAGAUGUGUGGGAGUACUUCAGUUGACCUUCAGUGUACGUGGCUAUUUUAUCUCUUUUUUUUUCUUUCUUUUUUCCCACCUGGGUAGUUUGGUUAUCCUGGAUUUUGAAUAGGUACAUAGGAUAUUUAAUUGGGCUGUUUCUGCAUACCUUUGUUUUAUGUCUAAUUUUUUCUAGGGCUGUUAGUUCAUAAAGCCAGACCCUUGACAAAAGGGUGCUGAUGGCCGAAGGAUUGUGUGGCUGGGAUGAUCACAGUACUAGGCCGUGUGUACCUUGUGCAUUGAGUGCUGUGUAUAGUAGCAUAAUUAUGGGGUCUUGUGUUUCAUUGCAGAGCAGGUAUUAAUGGGAUGGGGAGUUGUAGAAAGUGAAUUAGCCAAAAUAUUCAUAGAUGUGUGUAUAAUUCAUGGCUCUGAAAAUUUGAGUUGGUUGAUAUUGGGUACUUUGAAAAACAGUUGAAUUUUAGUUUUAGCCAUUGUAGUAAAAUGUUUAGAAAACAACAUUUAUAAAAGUUUACUAAUGCUUUUAAUUUAACCAAGCCUGUGAGAGUAGUGGGGGAAAUCAUGCAUGAAAGAUGGGUUUGUUUGGCCUUUCUGUUUUUUUUUUCCACAGCUGAGGAAAAAUCUAGGUUUUUCUGGGACAACAGUCCCCAGAUAAAAUACACCUGCGGUGUAUGUACUUGGAAUAUGGUGGUAUGUGAUAUAAUUUAUUCUGGUUUUGUAAGUAUGCUUUAGUUUUAUAACUCAGUUUGCUAGGGAGAUCCUAGAGCGGAACAUCUUUUUUCCAUGUGUUUUGAUCAGCCCUUUGCAGGUAUGGCAUCAGCAGAAGAGCACUGCUUAUUUUGUGAGCUGUGUUUGGAACACAGAUGAAGAUUGUUCUGGUUCUAUCAAAGAUUCAAAUUUUCUUUCCCUCCCUUCAAGUCUGGAGUGAGAUAGGUAGAAAUGCCUGCCAUGUCCCAAAAGGAGAAAAAUCUGUAUUCAGGACUCUACAGGCUCUUUAGAAACGAGGAAUGUUCAAAUAUGUGAAGAGAGCUGUUAGCCUUUGUCUUCAUCAUUUCAGUGUUCUCAUUUCUUCUCUUACCCCUGAUUGUUGUGCGUCAGAAACUGUGGUUGAAGUACCUGAUGUGCGGACAACUUUUCUGUCUUUUUUGUGGCAGUAAAGUCAACCACUGCUGUUAAACAUUUCAGUCAUACGUAUUUGUGUUGAUACUUGGAAUGCUAGCUUAGCUAGUUACAGGAAAAUGACCUUGGUGUUGCAUUGUUUAUAUUUGGUCCCAAAAAGCAUGCCUUUGUUUUCUGCAGCAUAUCUUCUGUUAGUUCUGUUUCUCCACAGAGAAACUUUAAUUUGUGGAGAUUUCUUUUGAGGGGAAGAACCAAACCGAAGACAAACAAAACCCCAAAACUUGAUCUGCUUAUUAUGAGCUUGAAGAAUUAAAAUAAGUAGAAUUUCCAUGCAUAUCCUUGUAUAUCUAACUGAUAUAUUUAAAGAUUGUAUAUGUUUAAGAAAAACUAAAUUAUGUUCAUAUAAUACUUAACUAUGCACUUGAAACUGUUCUGUUAAAUAACCUGUGAACUUCAGUUGUGUGGGCAACUACUUUAUGCAGUAGCUCAUACAGACUACCAUGUGCCCAGAAGGUUUGAACCCUUAAAACCAGUAGUUUUUGAGUUUUGGCUUCUCAAAGUUAGACACUUUGCCAAAAGUUACUCUAACUUUUCACUGUCUUAGCUCAAAAACAGCUGUUGCAAUCCCUGAACCAGAACAGAGAAUAAGUUUCUUACCUAAUGUGUGAGAAUCUUAAUUCCUGAUCUAGUAGCAGGGAUCACAAGUAAAAUGGACCCUUUAGCUUCAGUUGUGAAACUGCAUUUCUGAUAUUAACAAAAGCAGUAAACCAGGUGCAGUCAAAGGUGAUUGUCUGAAAAUAGUUAGGAGGAAAUUCUCUUUGAACAGCAGCUCACAGUUGCUAAUGUUUUCUGUGCUUGUCUGAAAAACUUGGUAUUAGCAGCUGUUUGUUGUAAAACUGGAGAAUGAGUAACAAAAGCACUUGGAACAGCAUAACUGUGAGGAACACUGUGUCUGUAUUUCUAAGCUUAUGAAAUCCUGGUGAAUUUAUACAAAACCAUCCACACUGCCUGUGGCAAUACGAGGACUUAGGUAACUUCUUUAUUUAAAGCUGCCACAAAAGUGCAGCUACUUGGCUUCUCAGACAAUUAACUAUUGUAUCAGUCUUGCUUCCUCUUGAAUUGCCACACCCACGUCCAGCAUCUCUUCCAUGCCACUGAAUAUUGAAAAUACAGCACUUAACUCCAUGGACUGCUCUGGACGGACAGCUGCUGUGGUGGUAGAAUGAUCACACUAUUGUUCCAUUCUUCUAAAUGACAAGUUUGUGUUUACUUGUCAGGUUGCUUUAGCCAUUAAAUAGAAAUUUAAGUUCUUCUUUUCUUUAGAUUCUGCCAAAAAACAAUAAUCUGUUCUGGAUUCAGCCAGUGAAAGACACUUUUCCUGUUCUUCAUGCAAGAGAAAGCCCUGAGACGCAGGAAUCCCUAUUGUUCUUCAGCUCUAAUCAGAGUUCCGAUGAAGCACCGAGUGCUCAGACGAGUGAAGAGAUCAUUCGCAGGGUACAUAACCUCUCUGAAGGAUUUUAUGAAUGAUCCCAGAAGAGAAGAACCUCUAAUUGGUUUAGAACAUGUGGUUGAAGUCAGAUUUGAAGGAAGAAGAGAACCACGUUACGAGUGCAGGCUGUGUGGGUGUAAUUCAGAGGUGGCACCCAUGAUAGAACAUCUUAGUGGAUAUAAACACAGAAGAGAAUACAUUUCUAAAGAAUUUCCAGAUAAAAUGAAGAGAAAACCAACAGAUGCAAAAGAAUGCAAGGUCUCGUUUUUCAGACGAAUAGCAGGAGAGCUAGAGAAGAGUGAAGGAUUAAAAAUGUAUAAGAUGGAAGGUUGCACAAGACCUGCUACCUCAUCCCCAUUGGAGAAGAAAUCAAGGUGGGAAGAUGAUUAUAAGCAUGAGAACGAUCCUGUUCGGAAACAGAAAGCUCUGGAGUUCUUGGAGACUUUUCACAUCACCUCAGACUCAGAAGCAACACUUGUUGUUCGCAUUACACAGGAACUCAUGGAGGCUUUGAAGGCCUUUUGUGAAAAGAAAGCAGCAGAUAAUUACAACAACAGUUUAGGCCCAGUGAUGUCAGUACCUCAAGAUGAAUUUCCAGAAAGGAAAAGCAUCCCAGAACACUAUGGGCCAGAUGUAGAAUACAAAGGAAGUUCUGACUGGAAUCAAGGUUUUUUGUCUCAGUAUGAAGAGUAUUCUGAAAAUGCUUCUUUUGCUCCUGCUCACUCAAACAGUUACCAAGCAGAUGAUGGAUCAUCCUCCUGUCAUCUGACAUCUGACAACUUUGCAAGUGUGUCUCUCCUCGGGGACUCUCCUGCUGUUGAGCCUGAUAUUCCUGCCGGUGGUGUCAGCCAAUGGCUGAGACAGCUCAGAAACUCCGUGCCCUGCACAGAUUGGGCUCCUGGGGCCUCUUCAUACCAGAUCAGCCCAGUGAAGGAGUACUCAGCAGAAUACAUACCCAGUGAUGUGCAAGGAAAUGAGCUCUGUGGUAACAGGCUCUCAUUUGGCGGAGAAAAUACAAAAUGGAGGAAUCAACAAGCGUGUACCAAAGCAAGGCAUAGAAGUGACCAAGAAUUAUCCUAUCCCAAUUCUUCUGCCUCAUAUCCUUCAUCUGGAAGAUACUUUACAAACUAUGCUUCACAAAACUAUUCCUCUUACAAGAACUAUGAGUCUGUGAAUACUUGUACAUCUUCUGCAAUUUCUGCUGUUUCAGGAAGAGGUGGCUCCAGGUGGCACCAGGACACUAGGUGGAACGAGGACUGUAGGUGGAAUGAGGACUAUAGGUGGAACAAGGAUUCUAGCUGGAAGCAGGAAUCUAGGUGUCAAGAAUUCAGGUAUCAGAAAUCAGGCUACCAGAGAGACUGGAGUUCACAUCAGGACGCAUUUUCUGGCAGUGGUUCUUACCAAGAUCACCAGCAGUUCAGAAGCUCAGAAGAGAUGUUUAAUGGAGCUGAUGCUGGUCUUGCUCCCAGCACUGUGAACAAACUCCUAGGAAAGGAUGUAUCUACAAUGACCAGGACGCUCAAACAGCUGGCUCCAUAUUAUCCAGCACUUCAAAAAAUAAAUAUUCAGACAUUCGUCAAUGUGCUAAUAGAAGCUAGAGAGAAAGAUUAAGGAGCAACAGCUGAACUGGAAACAGAUGAAGAGAUUUGAGAAUCUCCAUCCUUUGGCUUUCAGGAAAGAGACUGAAUUUAACUGUGUUUGACUGGCUUGGGAGAGGUAAAGGGAGGUAGGGUUUAAAUUUUUAACAUGUGAAAUAUAGCUGGAACAUGAACUUGCACAUAAUGGGUGAACAUACUAUUUUGUUUAGGCUUUUUGUAAUGUAUUUGUUAUAUCUUAGUAUAUUUCAGAAAAAAAGAUCUUUUGUUAUUUUUUGAAAAUACGUUAAAAUUACUCUGUCAUCAAAAAGCUACUAAUCCUUUUAAUACCCUUCUCAAUUCAGAAGAGAAAGAAAGGUUUACUUUUAUGCUACCUACUUAGGAAGAAUAUUAAUUGAAAAUACAGGUUUACUUUUCUUCACACAAAUGUAAGGCCAGUUCCAUUAAUUUGAGGCUUUAUAAUUUGCAUAUUUUUAGAAAUUGUUACACUACAUUUCUGUUUAGACAAAGAAAGGAGAAUGUCACAGCACAGGUAUUCUCUAUCUUAAUGUGAUGCUAUAUGAGGAAAAUGUAAUCUGUACUAGAGGACUGGUAUGUAAUGGGGCAUAGCAGUUUCAAUUUGCAGAGUAAGAAAUGGUGUGAGAAAUACGCAAAUUGUUUUAUCAUGCUGUUCAAAAUGAAAUAAUUUUAAAUGAUCCUAAAAACUCAUUUGGUGGACGGACCCAUGCUAAAUAAAAAUUCUUGAUUUUUUCUACUGGCAAAAACAUAUUAAGAAAUAGUAGAACCCAUAAGGCAAUCAGAUAAAAUAACAUGAAAAAGUAAACAAAAUGUUGUACUAACUGAGUAGUACUUACCAGUUCAUGAGGUGUAUCAGAGCCACAUGCUCAUGAAUGCCUGGGUUUAGAUAUCUGCUCUAUGUAAUUAAAACCAGCUUACAUGGAGCUGAAGAAAAGAAGUAAAGUGAGACAGUUUACUCAUGAGUGUCUGUUUUCCUUUUCACUGCUGCAUUCUGGACUAUCAUUUUUCUUCUCACCCAUGCUGGAACUGUGUCUCUGUGCACUAAAUACUUGUGCUGAAGCAGGGUUAGUCUUCAUGAGCUGUCAUAAAACAUUUUGGAUCUUGUUAUGUAAAUUUUAAUAAAAACUCAACUCAGAAUAA
Molecule: messenger RNA, 7118 nt
Organism: Haemorhous mexicanus (house finch)
Lineage: Eukaryota; Metazoa; Chordata; Aves; Passeriformes; Fringillidae
Exons: 14
Coding region: 4264-5976 (570 amino acids)
Cellular component (GO): precatalytic spliceosome
Molecular function (GO): double-stranded RNA binding; zinc ion binding; single-stranded RNA binding
Source: RefSeq, a predicted model, not a curated record